GAAAGUUAUAAUGCAGUUGAACCUCAGGACCUGUCACCUGAUUUGAGCAAAAUUGGCAUAAGUUUGACUGCAUUUCCAAGAAGCUACAGUGGUGUGGGUUUGAUUUCAGUAUGUUUGUGUACAACCAUCUUGUUUCAAAUUAUCACAAGCCUUGGUCCUUCAAAAGAGGGAUCCUGACAUAGAGGGUUGCAUGACAAAUACACAAUACUCGAAUGCAUUUUAUGGUGGCAGCCUUGCAGGCGCUGAACUAUUGGCCCUUUGUAUUCAAACUUCUGAAGAACCUGAGCUUCACCAAGCAAAAGAAGUUUACUCUGAUCAUCAUCAAAUAAGCAAACAAUUGCUGGAGGAAAGGACCAAAACAGCUCUCAUUCAGUGUAAGAUAAUUCUGGUGUACAAUUGUGCUCUCAGCAGGUGGGGUGUCCCAAUAUCUUGCUACUUGUAUGGAAAUUUACCAAUUUCAAGGCGUGUGACCAGAGUAGAGUAGCCUAUGGACUUCCUUUUUCCAGCUUAGGCAUAGCCCAACUCAUCCAGUGCUUCUGCUAAGACUACUUACAGAAGCGUCUUUGUUCUUCAACAUCAGUGUUGCUACAGAUUUGCUAGCCACAACAAACUUAAAGGAUUACAGGGAAGCAGAUGCACUUCUUGCAGUCUUAGUAAUGAACAAUGAUUCUGGAU
Messenger RNA from Rubroshorea leprosula, 675 nucleotides. The record is from the annotation of a GenBank genome assembly. Lineage: Eukaryota; Viridiplantae; Streptophyta; Magnoliopsida; Malvales; Dipterocarpaceae.